AUUUGCAAGAAGCGCUACCGAUCCUUGCGUGCCGAGUGUGGCACCGGGACGGUCAGCCAAGGUGCCAGAUCGUUCCUGGGGAGGGAAGAAAGGAGCAUGAGGUGGCAAGCAUGGAUUUUUUCACUCUCAGUGAUCCUGUGAGCCAAGGCAAGGGCAGGAGCUUUGCACUCGUCGGGAACUGAAUCUGGACCACCACUUUCCCUCAUAGGCUGUAACAGAAGGUCUACUGGUAGAAUUUGCAGAAAGGGAGAAAAUGUCUGAUGUAACAUCUAGCGAAAGCCUAACCAAGGAGUUUCCUGAUUACUGUCAUGAAGCCUGUGAAACACAAAGCAAAACAGCAAAUGUCCUUUUGCGGAAGCUUUGGCCACAUAGAACAAAGAUGGCAUGCUUACUUCUUUCCGUAUCGUUUCUUGGGAAUAUUAUCCUCACUGCCUUUGUUAUUGUGUUGCUUCCCAAAGGUUCUGAGCAACCCUUCUCUGGUCCAGCAUGUCCAAAUAAGUGGAUUGGCCAUCAGGGAAAAUGCUACUACUUUUCAAAAGAAAAAAGGAAUUGGACUUCCAGCCAGGACUUCUGUCUGUCACAUAAUGCCUCCCUGAUGACUUUCAGUGCUAGUGAGGAAAAGGAUUUUGUGAUACGUUUCAAAGGCAAAGAUAUUUUUUGGAUUGGCCUCAGAAGAGACUCCAGUCAGACCUGGAAAUGGACAAAUGGAGUAGAUUCAAGUUUGGAGGUGAUUGGAAAUGGGGGAGAUUGUGCUUUUCUGAACGAUGAAAACAUUGCAACAUCUUCAUGGUGCCAAAUGAAACUAUUCUGGAUCUGCAGCAAAACAGAUAUUUUACAGUGCUCAGGCAUCAGCGUCCCUUUCCAUGUUCAUCCUCCACACCGAAAUAAAUAGAUUUGCUUCACAAAU
Varanus komodoensis (Komodo dragon) is the source of this 907-nucleotide messenger RNA. RefSeq names its product C-type lectin domain family 2 member D-like. The record is from RefSeq and is a predicted model, not a curated record. Lineage: Eukaryota; Metazoa; Chordata; Lepidosauria; Squamata; Varanidae. The transcript has 8 exons. The coding region runs from base 254 to 892 and encodes 212 amino acids.